AAGAUUACAAUUGUGGAAUGGAAUUACCAGCUCAUUCCAACCCCAUUAAUUUCCGGGUCAAUCGCAUUCCUAUAUAAGUGCACAAACACAUAAAAACUCUUUUCACAUCAACACAUACUCUUCUUACACAAAUUUAAAUACUAUUUAGCCAUCUAAAUACCACCAAAUACUUAUAAUCAGCCAGAAAAACAUCCAUCAAUGGCAGAUUUUGAGAAUUCUCAAGAAAUUCCUAAAAUCAUUACAUUCCUCUCUUCCCUUCUUCAAAGAGUAGCUGAAACGAACGACGUUUUCCGACAUCUCGACUCACAAAAAAUCUCUAUCUUCCAUGGCUUGACAAGGCCUACCAUUUCUGUCUACAGCUACUUGCAGAGGAUCUUCAAGUAUGCAAAUUGCAGCCCUUCUUGCUAUAUCACAGCAUACAUUUAUCUCGACCGGUUUAUGAAGAAACAGCCAUUGUUGCCUAUCAAUUCUUUCAAUGUUCAUCGCCUGCUUAUUACAAGUGUUUUGGUUUCUGCAAAGUAUAUGGAUGAUAUAUUUUACAACAAUGCAUACUAUGCGAAAGUAGGAGGAAUCAGCAGAGCAGAAAUGAACCAUCUUGAAGUGGACUUCUUGUUUGGAUUAGGGUUUCAAUUAAAUGUUACCCCCCAUACAUUCCAUACAUACUGCUGUUACAUUCAAAGAGAGAUGCUGCAACACUCUCCUCCUCUACCUCUACACUUACCACCAUCUUCAAAUCAUGAUCAUUACUAUAUCAAUGAAGAUGGGUCCACACAUCAGCAUCAACUACCAUUUCAAUUAAUCCAUAAUAUUGUUGAUUAAUCACCAAUAAUUUUGUCAAUUUGGUUGAAGAUCAUGAUGGGAAUGCUAGAUAACGCUUUUCUAUUAUUCGAAAGUCCAAUAUGAUAAAAGCUAAAAGCAUUUCAAUUUUGUUCAUCUCACAAUUGAAUGUGUUGAUCUGGUUCGAUU
Olea europaea var. sylvestris is the source of this 966-nucleotide messenger RNA. Its product is annotated as cyclin-U4-1-like. Gene Ontology annotation, biological process: regulation of cyclin-dependent protein serine/threonine kinase activity. Gene Ontology annotation, molecular function: protein kinase binding. Lineage: Eukaryota; Viridiplantae; Streptophyta; Magnoliopsida; Lamiales; Oleaceae. Bases 199 to 819 code for a protein of 206 amino acids. The record is from RefSeq and is a predicted model, not a curated record. The transcript has 2 exons.